AUGUCGCUACUGGCCAGAGCGGCACUAUACCUAAAACAGACAGUCUCGGCAAGGUACGCUUUUACUCCGGCACCGAUUAAUGCCCAGGAGGUGCGGUUUAUACGGGACUGUUUUGGCAAGCUAGGAACGGUAGAGUACUUCAGUGUUGCCAAGACGAAACAGACAGAGGCACAUUUGUUUGGGCAGCAAGUGACGGUGACGUUGAGUCCAGGCGACCAGCUCUCCCAGCUUGAUCCUUUCGCUGGCAUUGAUCGAGAUAUACAGCCAACGGCUGGAGAGCUUCGACGGGAACAAGAGAAGCUAGCAGGGAGACUACGAAGGUUAAUAGGGCUCCCGAGAUAUUCGUACAUUGAAAAUGAUGGGCAGUAUAUGGAUGGGCAGAUCCACGUGCCGUUUAAACACGCUCUCAUACCCGAUGCAUCACGUCUUAUGAAUCAGUAUAGAAUGAGUACCUCCACGGUCUCCUCGCCGUUUGUCUUCCUUGAGGAAGGCAACUAUGACGACGUGGUCAGCAGCAUACGGCACAAUUUCCAGAAAUACCAUAAGAUCCAACGGGUUUUCGUGGAAACAGGCUUACAUGGCGUCAGUUUGGUUGGCGCAGAACGUCAGGACGUCUCUGUCAAGGUGGACGACAAUGCGGUCGUCAGUGCCGAGGAUAUCAUGGAUUUGGAUAAGGAGCUCGACAUUCGGGAAACCAGAGCGAAGAACUCGACGUCUUACGGCUUCUUUCCUCCAGUCAAACCAAAAAUCUAG
Molecule: messenger RNA, 753 nt
Organism: Candidozyma haemuli
Lineage: Eukaryota; Fungi; Ascomycota; Pichiomycetes; Serinales; Metschnikowiaceae
Exons: 1
Coding region: 1-753 (250 amino acids)
Source: RefSeq, a predicted model, not a curated record